Caenorhabditis elegans is the source of this 1574-nucleotide messenger RNA. RefSeq names its product MFS domain-containing protein (gene mfsd-8.4). Gene Ontology annotation, cellular component: membrane; vacuole. The coding region runs from base 9 to 1472 and encodes 487 amino acids. The transcript has 6 exons. Gene Ontology annotation, biological process: transmembrane transport. The record is from RefSeq and is marked reviewed. NCBI's taxonomy places the organism in Eukaryota, Metazoa, Nematoda, Chromadorea, Rhabditida, Rhabditidae. Gene Ontology annotation, molecular function: transmembrane transporter activity.
UUUCAGAAAUGGUUUGUGAGCACACAAAUUGGCGAGUUGUAUAUCUGAUGGGAGUCUUCUCGUUAAUUCAAAACACACAGUACUCAAUUUAUCUUACUUCAAUGUUUUCUUAUCUUAAAAAACUCGAUGCAACGGCUACUGAAUCACAAUUUGGAUGGAUUAUGGCAACUUCAAGUCUUGGACAUUGUAUUGGAUGUUUUGUACUUGGAUGGUGGAAUAGUAGAGGUCGUAAGAGUUCUCCACCAAUGCAUUGUGGCUUUCUUCUGAUGCUUGCAUCUAAUCUAGUUUAUCUUCUGGUUGAUUCAGUUCCUUCCGACUGGGUCGCACACGUAAUGAUGGUAUCCAGACUACUCGGUGGUUUUGGUAUGGGAAACUCGAGCCCGAUGAGAACCUGCGCCUCAUUCCAUUCCACUCACUCUGAUAGAUCGAAAGCAAUGGCCUCAAUUUCUGGGGGACGAUCUGUGGGUACUGUAGUGGGACCUGGAUUGCAAUUGAUGUUCUUACCGCUGGGCGAGACAGGAAUCAUGAUUCUUCCCGGAAUUCUGUCACUUCAUUCGAAUAACGCUCCAGCAUUUCUGGGGAUUGUUCUGACAAUGAUUGGAUUUGUGUCUCUUAUUGUAUUGUUUGAGGAAGAAAUUGCAGAGGAGUCUGAUAAAACUGCAAUUGCUGAUUUUGAAAAUCAAUACAACACUGUAAAGGAAGAGUAUCCAAAAUCUGAUAUAGUCGCCAUGCUCAUUUGCAUGCUCACUAGAUUUGUUCAGAACUUUAUGCAAAUUUCAAUUGAAACACUUGCUCCUGCAAUGCUAAUGAUGAUGUAUUUCCAGACAAGACAGGAAGCAGUAGCCAGCAUGGCCACCACGUACUUGACCACUGGAUUCAUUGCCACGAUUCUUUAUGUACUGAUCAUCUUCACAAAAUUGUCGACUAUUGUUCGCGACAAGAUCUUCAACUCACUGGUUCUUCUUCUCUUCGUGUGCCAUUUGCUUACCACAUACUCCUGGCAAUUCUAUUCUGAUUCUGUUUUGGACGAAGAAUUUUCAAAUGAAACUCUAACUGGAUGCGAUGAUAUUCAUUUCACCUGGUGUGAUAGUUUAACAAUUUCUCCACAAUGGGCAUUUUACAUUGGAUAUAUUCUGAGUUUCGGCCUCUUUAUGCCAUUCAUCAAUGUAGCCAACGCAACUCUUUAUUCAAAAUUGUUGAAUCCUGAUAGUCAAGGUACACAACAAAGUUUAUACGACAUUUCGAACACAACUGCCCGAAUCUUUGCACCAAUUUUCAUCACAUUGAUUUAUACAGUUUAUGGUCCUCGCCGAGUAUGGGAAUUCUUAUGUCUCUUGCUUUUGUUCACCACUUUCCUAUGGAUUAUUUUUGACAAGAGACUUGUUCCAAUUAAGCCAAUUCAGAAACAAAUGUUUGACAACGAUGGAUUUGAACAAGACAAAUUGUCAAAAAUUAAGUUAGUGUCUUGCUGACGGGGCAAUUCUCUUAUGAUCUCCGAUCUUUCUGUUUGUACACUGGUCAUUGUUCAAUUUUUUAUUUUUCGAAUUAUUCGCAAUAAAAUGUUUUACAAUAAA